UAUUGUGCUGUUACAUUUUUUUCUUCUGUUUAUACUACCAUUUGGAAUCAACAAAAUUUUUUGUGGCUUCGUCGCACCUUCGAUCUUGUAACGUACUCUGCUCUGUUUAGAAAUUGUUGUUGUUGUUUGUUUUGAAAUUCAUGGCACACUCGCACAACAACAACGUACGUAUAAAUACAUAUAUAUAUAUACCAAGAUACCAAGACGGCAUGAACGCGCGUGUGCAGCGCAUUUAAAUUGUGAAAACACACACACACAACUGCAAAGUCAACUGCAUCCAUUAAUGUGUGAGUGCGUGUGUAGAAAAGAAUGCCAUAAAAGUAUUUCGAGCUGCAUGCAACUGAUGCGCGUUGCUGCGUCUGCGUUUCGAUCUCUGAUGUGACCAGCGAUAAAACAAAAAAAAAAAGCGUUACGAAGAAAAACAACGGCAAACUGAAGAAAAAGAAACGUUGGCUUGCAAACGCGGAAAUAAAUGCACUUCAGCGCAUAAUUUUUAUAAACCAGCCAACAAUAACAACGAACAAAACAAAAAAAUACAAAGUGAAAUGCAAUAAAAUAGCAAAAAAUACAUACAUACAUACAUACAUACAUACAUAAAGAAAAAGUGCUUGUCAGCUAAAUUGUUGUCGAAGACGCGACGCGCGGCAAACACAAACAAACAAAACAGCAGUCUUAACUAGGCGACACCUACACACACAUACAUAGCUCUCUUUUGUUGCUGCUUGAUCGUGUGUGUGUGAGAGAGUGUGCGUGCGCCGACAAUGAACGACGCGCCUGCGCUGUCACAGCUGCUGCUCGACGCCAUCAACUAAAACCCAGCGCGCAAAAUGUUGCAGGCGGCCAGUGACGCCGCUAACAACAACAACAAUAGCCACAGCCACAACAAUAGCAACAACGCGACAACAACAACAGAAAGCAGUGAGGCGGCAACAACAACAGCGACACAAGCAACGCCUGAGGAGAAGUCGCAGCGGCGUCGCUCCACCUUCUAUGUGCCGCUGGUUAUCGAGGACGAGGACGAGAGCAGCAACAAUAACAACAACAACAAUAAUAAUAAUAAUAAUAGCAGCACAAUACACGGCAGCAGCUCAAGCUUAAGCAGCAGCAGCCAACAAACGUCGACGUCGACGCAACUACGCAAAUCGGCAUCAGUGAAGAGCGGCGUAGCUAAGGUGAGCGGACUUUGGGGAGGGAACAGCAGUAAAAUGUCACCACCUUGUGGCUUCAAUUGGAGCAUAAGCGGCAAUGAGGCAGCUGGCCAGCAAUCGGAUACGGAUGAGGAAGAAGCAGCAGAGAACGCGCAUCGUCAGCAGCUAGUCAAAUCGAUAUCUGUGGCAAGCAGUCAGCCGCCGCCGUCCCCACACCAUCACCAGCAGCAGCAGCAGCAAACGACCCCUGCCUCAAAACUUAAACGCUAUGGCAUUGUGCUGAACGUAAUAAGCUUGAAUGGCGUUGCCAGCGAUGAUGGCGAGUUGACGUCAACAUCGACAUCGACAGCGACGCCAGCGUCAGGUGAUAGCGCCAGGUUUGCGCCGCGUACACAUUUCAAUGAAGAUAACGACAUUGUGAUGGCAACGCCACCCAAACAGCAGGCGCUCUCUCUAUCGCCGGCACACUCGCGUCAAUCGUCGACAUCAGCGCCGACGUCAACGGCGACUGCGUCGCAGAACAGCAGCAGCAGCAACAACAACAACAACAACGAGGAAGAUGAUGACUCAGAGAUAAGUCGCAUGCAGACUAACACCUCAACACCAAUUAAGCUGAUGAAGUCGCGUUCGCGCACUAACAUUUUGGCCGUACCGCUGCCCAGCGUCGAACGUGGACUGCAGGCGAGCAGUAAGGCUGGCGUCUCAUCAUCGGCGUCACCAACAACCACGGCGCUGAUUACACUGCGCGCCAAAUCGAAGACAUUGCCACAGAACCUCUCGCCGUCAGUUGUGCUGCAGCAGGCAGCGGCGCUAGACGACAAACACGGCUCCGAGGGUGGCGGCGGCUCUUCUGACACGCCCACACUGCUCAGCAAGAAACGUCAGCUGCUUUUUGGCGGCAGCAGUAUUAGUGUUGCAAAUCCCAAUUCCCAGCCAUUGCAGCAGAAAGCGCAGAAUUCGAAUAAAGUGCUCUCACCCUUUAAGCUGCAGAGCAGCGCUUCGGCCGCCUCCAUAAUAACGCACACCUUUCCACCGAAGAACCUCUUCCUGCUCAAGUCCACACCCAAGUUGUCCAGCGCAUCGUCGUCGUCGGCGGAUGCAACGCCACCGUCGCCAGCAGCCAUCAGCAGUGUCACCUCACCGCCCAAGAAAUCGCUGAGCUUCAUAAGACGCGCCCAUUCCACAAAACUAUCGCGCAGCAACUCCCUAUUGAAGACGACGAUGGCGAACUCGGGACCUGCUGGCAGCCAUGCCGGUCAUCUGCACAAUCCCCAUGGAUCCCAGCACGGACAUGUAGGUGCAUUGUCCACCUCCACAUGUGCCGAAGAAACAGGCAGUUGGGGCAAACACUUCUACAUGCAGUACGAUGUCUGUCCCCUCAGUUUGGAUGAGCUGACCGCAUAUUUUCAGACCGACCAUUGUUCGCAGCUCAUCUGCGAGCGUUUCAAGAUCAAUGAGCUGGCCUUGCAUGCCGUUGAAGAAGCGGAGGCGUCAGCGACAACGUUACGUGAGCCAAACAAUGAACAGCAGCAGCAACAACAACAUUUACAGCAGCAGCAGCACGAAGGCACGGACGAUGAUGCGGGACAUCAUUCUGAUACGUCAUAUGAGAAGGCAUGUCGACGCGGCUCGGCACCCACAACGCCCAUUCUAGGCAAUAAACAGCAUCAGCCUGAGCAUAAUGCCACCUCACGCUUCACAAAUUUCUUUUCCAAAAGAUCAAAUCCCCUCAAGCGUACAAAGUCGGUGACGAAAUUGGAGCGAACCAAACGUGGCUCGGGAGGCUUGCGGGGCUCGCGCUCCCAUGAGAGUCUGCUGUCCAGUCACGCCGUCAUGUCGACAAUCGAUCUCUCCUGUACUGGGGCUGUGGGCGUGGCACCCGUACAUCAGUCCGUAUUGGGUCGACGGCACUGCUUUCAGGUGCGCGGCGGGCCGCGCGGAGAGCGUUACUAUUCGUGCGGAUCGCGUCAGGAGCGGGAUCUGUGGAUAUAUUCGCUGCGCAAGUCAAUUGCUCCGAAUGCGGAGCACACACGCCGCACCGACAACUCCCUGAAGUUGUGGGUGUACGAGGCCAAAAAUUUGCCGGCCAAAAAGAAAUAUUUCUGCGAACUGCAGCUUGACAAGACGCUCUACGGCCGCACCAGUGUGAAGCUGCAGACGGAUCUGCUAUUCUGGGGCGAGUACUUCGACUUUCUCGACAUACCCGAAAUCAAUCUGAUCACCGUCAAUGUUUUCCGGGAGGUGGAGAAGAAGAAGAAACGCGACAAAUACCAAUUCGUGGGCUCGGUGAAGAUACCCGUCCAUGAGGUAACACCGAAAUCGGUCUGCGAGGAUUGGUAUCCGAUAGUGAACGCGAAGGAUAUCGACAGUCUUGGUCGGGGCAGUACCAAGGACAAGGUGGUGGUGCCGACGUUGCGGAUCAAGUGCCGUUUCCAGAGCACCGAUAUACUGCCCAUCAAUGUGUACGCCAACUUUCUGGCCUACCUCAAGGACAACUACAAGAGGGUCUGCGAGACUCUCGAGCCAGUGAUUGGUGUGAAGGCCAAGGAGGAUAUUGGACAGGCGUUGGUACUAUUGAUGCAUGCUCAGGGUCUGGCCGGAGCCUUCCUAACCGAUGUGGUGGCUCUCGAUCUGCUCCGUGUCGGCGAUCAACGAUUGACGUUUCGCGGUAAUUCGCUGGCCACCAAGAGCAUGGAGGCCUUCCUGAAACUCACCGGCGAACAAUAUCUGCAGGACACGCUCUCAGCGCCUAUCAACGAGCUCAUCCAAUCGGACCGCGACUGCGAAGUAGAUCCUACAAAGGCGGGCAGUGCCUCCGCCGGCUCCUUGCAACGCCAUCAGGCGACACUGCGCGCCGCCGUUCGCAGCACUUGGCAAUGCAUCUAUGAGUCACACAAGCAUUUUCCGCCCCAGCUGCGCGCCUGCUUCGCGACCUUCCGCGAGCGACUGCAGCAUCUGGGACGCCAGGAUAUGGCCGAUAACUUGAUCUCUGCCUCAAUAUUCUUGCGCUUCCUCUGCCCCGCAAUCCUAUCGCCUUCGCUCUUCAACAUCACCAGCGAGCUGCCCUCCUCGAGGGCCACUCGUAAUCUGACGCUCGUCGCCAAAACUUUGCAAACCCUGGCGAACUUCACACGCUUCCAGGGGAAGGAGAACUUCAUGGAGUUUCUCAACGACUUCCUCGAGCAGGAGGCGGAACGCAUGCAACAGUUCCUCGAGAUAAUCUCCACAAGGCCGGAGCAUGCGACGCCCGACUCCAUACUCGACUGGGCCGGCUAUAUAGAUCAGGGCAAGCAGCUCUCCAUACUCCACAGUCUACUGAGCGAAAGUAUUGGCAAGCUGCCCGAGGCGCGUCAGCACGAACUCGAUCCGCUGCAGCACAUACUCGACGAGAUCAGCAAGGCCAAGGAGCACGGCUAUCUACCCACAGUGCUCUCCUCCCUUUCCCUAGCGGCCAGCGAGAAUCAGGAAAACCGCAAUCCAGAUGCCAGCAAAGCCACAUCCGCCGGAUCCAUGCUGCAACAACAACAGGCCCAAGUGCCCCAACCCCAGCAUGCGGUCGUCACCAAACCCGUGCCCGCCGAGCGCGGCAUUAUGCGAGGCGUUCUCACGCCCAGUGCGCUUGAGAAGAACAUUUUCCGCUACAACGAUCCAACGGUAAAUGGAAUGCUUCAGCAGCAGCAGCAACAACAACAACAGCAGCAGCAACAACAGCAACAGGCUUUGCAUCCACAUGCCCAUCAGCAUCCGCAUCCACUGCAGAUGCACUCCAACUCUCAGAGCUCCAUAGCCGGCGUUCACAACAAUGGAGCCUCACAAUACAUGAGCUCGCCGGUGCUUCAGCACGCGCAGUCGCAGAGUUCGAUGGCUUCCUCAUCGCUCAAUGGCAGCAGCAACAAUCUGCUGCUGCAUCCACCGCCGGCACCACAUGGCUCGCACUGUCCGCCAGCACCACAGACGAGCGCGGCCAGCACAAUGGAUCGUCUAGAGCGUUCGGGUCCGGGACAGGGCUAUCCGUAUGUGGUUAGUAGCUUGGGUUCGCUGGCCAGCAGCGGUAAUCCGCACAAUGGCAAUGACUACGACGGAGCAUGCACCUCCACAUCGCGCACGCUGCCUCGCAACAACAACAACAAUAGCAGUAGUGGUAGCUACGACGACAUGAACGGCGAGUUCAUACAGAUCUCCGGCCUGGACACGAGCAGCGCCUUUGUGCGCAAGUCCCCCACGCCCAUGCUGAAGGGCAACGGAGGCAGCGUGCACCGCGGCGCAGCUCGGAAACAAAAGCACCAACCGCAACAACAGCUGCACAACUCCAAUGUGAGUCUCAGCUAUGAGGGAAGCCACAAGCUAAAUCUGGGUAUACCCGAUCACUCCAAGCAAUAUCAGCAGCCGCCACCAACACAACGGCCACUGGCGGCGUCGCAUCUGAACUCCAACUCGAACUCGAAUAUGCCGAUGCAUCUGGAGGAUCUGGACGAUUUGCUCAAAUACGCCGAAGAGCACGACAUGAGCGACCAUCAUCACCAUCACGUCCAGCAACAGCAUCCACAACAUGCACAGCAGCAACAGUCCGCACAUGCUGGCAAGUCCGCAAAGGAACAGUUAUCGGCAAAGAGCAGUCAUUGCAGUUCCGGUUACCAAAGCAUUUCCACAAAUCCCUCGCCCUCGCAGUCCUCCAGUCCCGUCGAGAGUCAACUGGCUGCGGGACAGAAGCCAGGUGUUGCCCCGCUGGCUUUCAAGAAUCCCUCAUAUCAACUGCAACAGCCCUCCCAUCAGCUGCAUCCCCAACAGCGCCACCAACCCCAACCACAUCCCCAUCAUCCCACAACGACGACGACGACGACACCCCAACAGGUGCUGCAUCAACAGCUGAGCUUUAGCGGCCGUGCCAAGCCCAUAGGUGGCGGCAUUGUGGCGGCCCGUGCCGCCUUUCUCAACAGCGGCGGCACCUUAGAUACCGCCACCCUCACACCCUCUUCGUCGGAUGAACAGCUCUCGGCGGACAGCUAUUAUAGCUAUGCAGCGGCCGCAGCCGCUGGCGCCUCCGUUAAUGCCAAUGCAUUAUCGAAGCCAAUGCGUUCACCAUCGGACGGCCAUCUGGAGGCGCAACGUUCGCUCAGCGGUGGCAGCAACUCGUCUGCGUCCAGCAAGAAUGCCAAAUGUCUGGGGCCCUACGGGCGUAUGGCGAAUGCCCUGCUAAAGCGCGAGGAUGUCUACGGAAACGGUAGCAACGGCUUGAUGGUAUACGGCAAUGGCAACGGUGGCAGUGGCAGUGGUGGCAACAACGGCUAUGCUAUGUCCACACCCAAUGCUUUGGCCGCCCAGGAGCACAAACAAUAUGCGGGCAGCAAUGCCAGCGGCGGCGGCUCCGAUGUCCAUCCGGACGCCUCUGUGGGUCCGGCCGGCAAUCACAGCGGCGGACGCUAUCAGCGACGCCUCAGCCUCGACUCGGCGCGCACGCUCUCAGACAGCAGCACGGACACGGAGGGUCACUGCGCACAGCUGCAGGAGGGGAAGAGACGGCGGCAGCUGCGGAACAGCAACAAUCACCAGGAGGCGGCGCUAAACAAGAGCUACGACCAGAAUGGAGAGAUUCAGCUGCUGCAGGAGACGCUGGACACGCUCCGGCACACGCUCGAUCGGGACGAGGCCGAGCUGCGCGACUCCAGUGACGAGCUGUUCGCCCUCCAGCGUCCGACAGGCAGUGGCGUUGGUGGCGGCGGCAGUGGAGGCUUAGGCGGCAGCAACGGCUCCAACAAUCUCAGCCUGCAGUCGGAGUCGACGAUGCGCAGCAUUAUCGACAGUAAUGCGACUGUUUGCAGGCUAAUCACCAUGGAGGAGGAGCUGCGACGGGAGCAGCUGAAAAUGUCGCUUGCGCUCUCCCACAAGCAGCGCGUAAUUGAGGAGCAGGGUCAACAGAUAGCGGCGCUCGAUGCCGCCAACAGCCGGCUGUUGAGCGCACUCACCGCUCUGCGUCAGCGCUACGAGACCCAACAACAGCAGCAGCAGCAACAACAACAAGCACCAAAGAACCAGAAGCCACAGUGAGCCAAGAACCACACCUACUCUCUGCUGGCCACCAGAGUGCACCACAGUGGGUAGUCGGUGGUCCAUGGUCGGUCGUCUGUGUGUGUGGUCGUGUGUGUAUGUGCUGUCCUCAAACGCACACACACACACUCGCAUACACACAUGUACGCACACAUGAGCAAUGCAUUCAGUUAUAACACACACACACAUACACUUCGUCGUCUUAAGAAUAUUUUUGUUUAUUUUUUUUGCGCGAAAAAAAUGAUUUUUUUUUUGUAUGCUACAUAAAUUAUACUACAUGUUUAAUAUUAUAAAUAUAUAUACUAUAUAUUAUAUUUACCUACAUAUACCAUACAUAUUAUAAUUAUAAAUAGUGUCUCCAUUUAUAUGAUUAAACAAAAUGUGAAAACGCAACUGUUGCCACAGAAGCAGCAGCAGAAGAUGACGAAGAAGAACAAGUUAAGUUAAAUAAAAAUAUAACCAAAGUUAAA
Scaptodrosophila lebanonensis is the source of this 7663-nucleotide messenger RNA. It is a transcript of the gene raskol, whose product is annotated as probable Ras GTPase-activating protein. Gene Ontology annotation, biological process: regulation of GTPase activity. The transcript has 7 exons. The coding region runs from base 828 to 7193 and encodes 2121 amino acids. The record is from RefSeq and is a predicted model, not a curated record. NCBI's taxonomy places the organism in Eukaryota, Metazoa, Arthropoda, Insecta, Diptera, Drosophilidae.